This is a messenger RNA of Colossoma macropomum (tambaqui), 1960 nucleotides long. It is a transcript of the gene tmem9, whose product is annotated as transmembrane protein 9. The record is from RefSeq and is a predicted model, not a curated record. The transcript is spliced from 6 exons. Gene Ontology annotation, cellular component: lysosomal membrane. Bases 121 to 687 code for a protein of 188 amino acids. Lineage: Eukaryota; Metazoa; Chordata; Actinopteri; Characiformes; Serrasalmidae.
AUUUUGAAAUUUAGAAACUUGAAGGAGAUUUUGGUUGCGGAUUUAGUGUUUUGCUUCACUGUGCCACUCCAAGGCAUUAUUUAGCUUCACUGGCAGGCAAAGUCAAAAGAAGUGAGCACAAUGUUGGCCGGUACUCGAGGGCUCCAGGCCGCAGUGCUGGUUUUGCUGGCUUUGGUUUUCUGUGAGGCGGUGUCUUAUGCACAUGCUAUUAAAAGCUCUGAAGAUGUGCGUUGCAAGUGUAUCUGCCCUCCGUACCGUAAUAUCAGCGGCCAUAUCUACAACAGGAAUGCGUCCCAAAAAGACUGUAACUGUCUACAUGUCGUGGAGCCCAUGCCAGUCCCUGGUCACGACGUGGAGGCUUACUGUCUACUUUGUGAGUGCAAGUAUGAGGAACGUAGCAGCAACACCAUUAAGGUGACCAUAAUCAUCUAUCUGUCUGUGGUUGGCUCUCUUCUACUGUAUAUGCUGUUUUUGCUUUUGGUGGAUCCGCUGAUCCGCAGACAUGAUCCUUACACACAGCCACUGCAGAAUGAAGAGGACUCUGAGGACGUGAGACCUCAUCCAAGUGGCCCUCCAGGCCGAGGGAACACCGUGCUGGAGCGGGUCGAGGGGGCUCAACAGCGCUGGAAGAAACAGGUUCAGGAGCAGCGCAAGACUGUGUUUGACCGCCACAAGCUGCUGAGCUAAACUCUUAGGGGCAGAGCGAAGAUCACUGCUGAGUUUUAUUAUUUAAUUUACUUGUUUUAAUAGAUGAGGCUGUGUCUUGUUAUUGUGAGCUUUCUGAGGCUGUUUUCAUAGUAUCCAAUUAAAGAGAGGUGUUAAAAUGAAUACAAUGAUUGCAUCACCAUAUGUAAUAUGUAUUACCUAAAGAAUCUGCUUGUCAUGGUUGGAUGUUUUGAUUUAUAACCCAAGAAGAUGACUGUUUAGCAAAAUACUGCAAUUUUGGGAAACACAACUUUCACAUUCUCAGCUUUUGCUCUUAAUAAGGUAAACAUCGUUUAGAUUUGGCAAGCUAAUGUAGUAGAUUAGUUAAAAACAGAAUGAAGGAUUUGUCAAAUGUAGAUUUCAGUCGAAACCCUCCAGGUCUUCUUUACUGCUGACCUUCUUAAGUAGAACAUAAGUAGCUGGUUUAUGGGUUCAGACUGUUUAAUCAUUUUUCAAUCUUACUGACUGCAGUGUCCACUGUUUUCAUACCAAAAUGAUGACUGCACUUGAAUGUUGUACUUUCCAUGAGGGGGGAAAAAAGAGAGAGUUUGUGACUUGAAUAAGCUUAUAGCUGGGUAAUAAGCAGGCACAUUCUGGCUGAUCUGUAAUCACCACACUAACUUCUUGAGACUGUUUGCACUUUUUCUGCACGUAUGAUGUUGUGCUGUGCAGUGGAGAUACAAUGCUGGCUUUGUACCUCAAAUAAUAAACUAUGUAUUAUUUAUUUAAUUUAAUCAUUUUUCUUUGGCUUGUUUUUACAGUUGUUCUGCUUUUCUGCCAAGACAUGGUACUUGGGUGUUUAUCAUAUUUAAGCGAUGACAUCUUGCUGCCUGUGUAUAUUUUUGUUCUUUUAGUGUUUAAGUUUUAUGUACAAUGUCACUUAUUUGGUUGCAAGAAACUUCCUUGCUCAUGUAGUAUUGUACUUAAACUGGGAAAUGAAAUAAAGUGCAAUGGUGGUAGAGGUUUAUAGCAGCAUCUAUGUGUAGAUUUUUCUUUACUUUUUUUGGACAUUUACUGUUGGAUAGUUUUGUUAAUCUAAGACACAGUAAGAUAUUACGAUAAGUCAGAGUUGGAUUUGGGGAAGUAUUUCAUAAAGUUUUUCUCAGUAAGCUGGAUAACUUGGGCCAAAAGUGAUGGUGUCCAGCAGUAAUGUCCUUUACCUAGCAUGUUUUUAUUUAUUUAUCAAAAAUGAUUGAGACUGAAAUUUCAACAUCAACAGUGUGUCAGAUCGAUAUUAAAUUAUUGAUGAAAGUUG